AUGGCGGAGGACAAAAAGGCACAAGAGGAGGUGUAUGGCAUCUCCUCCGGCGUUGAAGACCCUGCUCGAGUUAUCGGUGGCUAUGGGGAGACUAUCAAGCGUCACGGCGCAAAGACCAAGGAGGUCCAGAAUGCCGAUCUUUUCGCUGCCAUCGAAGAAACCAAGAUCGCAAGAUGGAGCAAGGAAUCCCUGCAUUUGUACUUCUGUAUCUUCGUCGCAUUCUGCUGUGCCUGUGCCAACGGUUAUGAUGGAUCUCUGAUGGGAUCUAUCCUCGCCAUGGAUCAUUAUCAAAAUGUCUUCAAGACCGGAAUGGAUGGCCCCAAGGUCUCCGUUGUUACUUCGCUCUACACAGUUGGCUCUAUUGUCUGCACUCCCCUCAGCGCCAUCAUUUCCGACAGGCUUGGUCGUCGCAAGUGUAUGUUUAUUGGCGGAUGGGUCAUCAUCAUUGGGUCUGUCAUUAUCACCAGUGCGAUGACACUGCCGCAAUUCGUUGUCGGUCGAUUUAUCCUCGGUCUCGGCAUUCAAAUCAUGGUCGUCUCUGCUCCUGCCUACGCUGUUGAAAUUGCUCCGCCUCACUGGCGUGGUCGUGCCGUUGGCUUCUACAACUGCGGUUGGUUCGGUGGCUCCAUCCCUGCCGCUGCUAUCACAUACGGUACCAACUUCAUCGACAACAACUACUCGUGGCGCAUUCCCUUUAUCUGCCAGUGCUUCGCCUGCAUUAUCGUCAUUAUAUCUGUUUGGUUCAUUCCCGAGUCACCCCGUUGGCUCAUUGCAAAUGGCCGGAACGAAGAGGCAGAGGCUUUCCUGGUCAAGUAUCACGGAAAUGGUGACCCCAACGCUCGAUUGGUCCGUCUUGAGAUUGAGGAAAUGAAGGAAGGUAUUCGAAUUGAUGGUAUUGACAAGAGAUGGUGGGAUUACCGCCCAUUCAUCAUGACAAAAAGUGGACGCUGGCGUUUCGCACAGGUUAUCAUGAUUUCCGUCUUUGGACAAUGGUCUGGCAACGGUCUUGGUUACUUCAACGCCACUAUCUUCAAGGCUAUUGGAUACGAGUCCAGCUCAACCCAGCUGUUGCUUAACCUCGUCAACUCUAUUGUCUCAGCUGUGGGUGCAUUAACCGCUGUAUACUUCACUGACAAGAUGCGUCGUCGCCCUGUUCUUAUUUUCGGUACUCUUGCAUGCGCUGUCACCUUGGGUAUCAAUGCCGGUAUCCUGCAAGAAGUCGCCAAUACUGGUCUCAUAGGCAAGAACAAGGGCAAGGCUGCUCUUGCUUUCUACUACCUUUUCAACGUCGUCUUCUCGUUCACAUACACUCCCCUCCAGGGUGUCAUUCCGGCCGAGGCUCUCGAGACAACCACUCGCUCCAAGGGUUUGGCUCUGUCAGGCUUCAUGGUCAGCAGCAUUAGUUUCAUCAGCCAGUUUGCUACGCCCAUUGGUCUUCAUAACAUUUCUACCAACUACUUCUGGAUCUUUGUUGGCUGGGACGUUGUCGAGUCCGUUUUCUGGUACUUCUUCUGUGUCGAAUCCCAGGGCCGAACUCUGGAACAGUUGGAGUGGGUUUACCAGCAGCCCAACCCCGUCAAGGCUUCCAUGAAUGUGGACAAGAUUGUUGUUCAGGAGGAUGGUACCGUGACCGAGAAAAUCGAAGCUGAUGCUUAA
Messenger RNA from Penicillium samsonianum, 1656 nucleotides. RefSeq lists its product as uncharacterized. Gene Ontology annotation, molecular function: carbohydrate:proton symporter activity. The record is from RefSeq and is a predicted model, not a curated record. Gene Ontology annotation, cellular component: membrane. Lineage: Eukaryota; Fungi; Ascomycota; Eurotiomycetes; Eurotiales; Aspergillaceae. The coding region runs from base 1 to 1656 and encodes 551 amino acids. Gene Ontology annotation, biological process: transmembrane transport; carbohydrate transport. The transcript has 9 exons.